Messenger RNA from Rhizopus microsporus ATCC 52813, 360 nucleotides. RefSeq lists its product as uncharacterized. Gene Ontology annotation, biological process: intracellular protein transport; endoplasmic reticulum to Golgi vesicle-mediated transport. Gene Ontology annotation, cellular component: COPII vesicle coat. NCBI's taxonomy places the organism in Eukaryota, Fungi, Mucoromycota, Mucoromycetes, Mucorales, Rhizopodaceae. The transcript is spliced from 3 exons. Gene Ontology annotation, molecular function: zinc ion binding. Bases 1 to 360 code for a protein of 119 amino acids. The record is from RefSeq and is a predicted model, not a curated record.
AUGAUCACUGGACUUGUUCAAGACACACAAAAGAAACACAUUUUACAACAGUUCCCAUUACCAGAAUUUGAGGAAGCUGGAGGUCUUUGGAUCUGUCCCUUUUGUCAACCUGUUGACAAAUUACCAGAGGCUUAUUCUAUUAUUACUCCACCUAUUAGUCAAGAACAGCAAUUACAUGCUGUCAAAUCAACAAUAAAGCUACAUUUGGAAGAGCACAGAAAAAAAUUGUGCAAGCGAAUGGCAAAUGAAUCAAGACUGGCAACAUAUGAAAAGAAUCGUACAGAAAGAAUGAAAAGAGUUCGACUAUGGAUUGAGGGAACAGUUAAAGAUAGAGGCUUAUAUGAAAAAAAUCCAUUCUAG